AUGAACUUUAUAUAUUCUUCCUGGUUAGUCGUGGCUAUUUUAGCUACUUCAGUUCAAGCUCUUGUUAUUCCAAAAGAUAUUGCAGUUAAUUCUUUAUCAAAUGAUUCAACUAUUUCUACCAAUGCUACUGCUUCCAUCAAUGCUUUAACUUCCUUUGCUGCUCAUGCUGAUGCUGCUGCAAAUGAAAGAUUUCUUCAAGAAUUUAUUUACAAUGGUGAUAUUGCUGCUAAUGGAUGGAUUGAAAAUUGGUACCUUAACAAUACUGGUAAAAUUGCAUUGUUUCAAGCCAUUUCAUCUAACAUUAGAACUUUCUUUGGUGUUGGUGGUCUUUAUACUUGUCUUCCUAGCUUCCUUGAUCAAGACACUAUUCCAGCUGGUGUUCAAUGUUUGGCUGUAUUUGCUUUGCAAGAAUCUCUUGUUGCUGUUACUUUGGUUACUAUUUGGGGUCUUGAAUCUCCAGAUGAUGAUGCUACUGGACAAGAAAUUUUCAAACAUAAUUUGAUGAGAGGUGUCAAGAAAUACCGUAAAUUCAGAGCUUGGGCUAGAAAUGCUGAUGGUUCAGGUCACAAAGAAGUUGAAGCUGUUUCUUUUAGAUUGAAUUCACUUUGUGCUUUAGGUGCUGCUUCUUGUACUGAUGAUUCUGGUGAUGCUGAUAUUAUCGCUAUUAGAGAUGAAACUGGUGUUCAUAUUAACAUUAAUACUGAUCCAUCAGUUACUGCUGAAGAAUUUGAGCAAAUUGUUUUGAAAACAGUUCCAGGUGUCCCCGUUGAUUACGUCAAUGAAGAUGGUUCUGUUUCUGAUCCUAAUGAUGGUGCAACUCAUGAUAUUAAAUAUAUCAGUUAUAACAUUGAGAACAGUGUUGCAUCAAAACUUUCAAAAGUUGUUGAUUCAAUUCCAUCUGGUGUUAGUCCAUUUGAUUCUCUCAAACAAGAACGUUCAAAUAAUAAAAAAGGUUUAAGAGAACGUACUACAAAUCGUGUCAAGGCUAUCUUUGGUGGUGGUGAAUCAGAAACAAGACUAUUUACUUCAUGUUAUGCUGGUGCUGGUAAUGCAGGUAAUGCUGAACAUCCGGUUCCUUAUGGUGUUGUUGGUCAAAUUUACUACAACUCUUAUGGUCCAGCUGAUGAUUCUAGUUGUUAUGAUGUUAAUGCCAUCAAGAAAUCACUCCUUUGA
Molecule: messenger RNA, 1173 nt
Organism: Hansenula ciferrii
Lineage: Eukaryota; Fungi; Ascomycota; Saccharomycetes; Phaffomycetales; Wickerhamomycetaceae
Exons: 1
Coding region: 1-1173 (390 amino acids)
Source: RefSeq, a predicted model, not a curated record